Molecule: messenger RNA, 3325 nt
Organism: Egretta garzetta (little egret)
Lineage: Eukaryota; Metazoa; Chordata; Aves; Pelecaniformes; Ardeidae
Gene: SLC39A3
Product: solute carrier family 39 member 3
Exons: 4
Coding region: 475-1422 (315 amino acids)
Biological process (GO): zinc ion transmembrane transport
Cellular component (GO): plasma membrane
Molecular function (GO): zinc ion transmembrane transporter activity
Source: RefSeq, a predicted model, not a curated record
AGGGCCGUCUGCUUUAUCUAACAGCCACUACGCCAAGCGGUGCCUGUCCUGAGCGAAUUCUUUGUUACAGAAGUUUUCAGGCUGAUGAGAUAACCCAGAGGCUGGCGGCACUGGCUCCCGGAGGCCGGGCUGUCGGGAAGAGCAGGCGAGGAGAAACACGAGGUGUGGGUGUCAGCGUGGCUGGAAGUGUGCUGUGUUAGUUCGCUACCCCGACACGUGCUGCAGCAUCUCGUCAGUGCUCGGGGCUGUCUGGCAGCCCUUACGGGGUGAUGCACGGGAGAACCUUCUCGAGGUGCCAUUGAUUUGACUUCACAAGUCAAUUCGGUGCAAGUGGCACUGAGCCCAGGAGCACCUUUCCCCUGAGGUCGAUCUGUGCCAUCGCCUGCCGAUGUGCCCGCUCUAAGAGUGGCCAGAGGGCCCCCACCAGCUGCCAUCCGCAGGGCCCGUGGCAGGGAGCGUGCACCGGGAAGCACGAUGAAGAUCGUCGUCGCCAAAGUGCUGUGUCUGCUGGGCAUCUGUGUCCUCAUGCUGGCUGGGGCCCCCCCCCCUGUCAAGAUCAUUGAGGCCGAUUACGAGAAAGCUCAUCGCUCCAAGAGGGUUCUUGCCCUCUGCAAUUCCUUUGGAGGAGGAGUCUUCCUGGCCACCUGCUUCAACGCCUUGCUGCCUGCCGUGAGAGAAAAGCUCGAUGAAGUUCUCAGGCAGGGGAACGUGACCACAGACUACCCCGUGGCUGAGACCAUCAUGAUGGUUGGCUUCUUUGUGACGGUCUUUGUGGAGCAGCUCAUCCUGACCUUCCAGAAGGAAAAGCCCUCCUUCAUUGACUUAGAGACCUUCAAUGCCGGUUCAGAUGUGGGGAGCGACUCUGAAUACGAGAGUCCCUUCAUCGCAUCUUCCCGAGGGCGCACGCUGUACAGCGAACAAGGUCACCACUCCCACAGCCACAGCCUGAAUCUCCAGGAGCUCUCCCGCUCCGGCCCCUUACGGCUCAUCGGGCUGGUGUUUGCUUUGUGCACGCACUCCAUCUUCGAGGGACUGGCCCUGGGCUUGCAGGAGGAGGGCGGCAAAGUCGUGAGCUUGUUCCUAGGAGUUGCCAUUCACGAGACGCUGGUAGCGGUGGCGUUGGGCAUCAGCAUGGCCAAGACCUCGUUGCCGCUGAAGGAUGCUGUGAAGAUGGCUGUGACGGUGAGCCUGAUGAUUCCUCUGGGCAUUAGCAUUGGGAUGGGGAUUGAGAGCACCCAAAAUGCGGCCAGCAACAUUGCUUCCCUGCUCCUGCAAGGCAUCGCGGGGGGCACUUUCUUGUUCAUCACCUUCUUUGAGAUCCUUGCGAAGGAGUUGGAAGACAAGAACGACCGUCUCUUGAAGGUUCUCUUCCUGGUGCUGGGUUACGCGGCUCUGGCCGGGCUGGUCUUCCUCAAGUGGUGAGCACGAGAGCGGUGGGGAGCAAACCUCACCUCCUUCCCCUGCCAACGGCACCGGAGGUCAGCCUCCUCUUCGGCCAUGGGGGACGCUGAAGCUCAACGGCCAAGCGCAACGUCACGGUCCAGGUGGUAUUUCUGUAUUGACCUGAAGAAGGAGAAUUUCCUCCUGUGUGCUCGGAGGGAGAUAAAAAUGAGGCGUGGUCCCAGUGUAGGUGUCACAAGGUAUUGUCCCUGCCUGUCGGAUCUGCGGGUGCAGCAGCUUGUGCGGAGAUUAGUCGAUGCAAACGUUAAGAAUCUGGUUCUAAGGCUGCCUGCAAAUUGCUCAUCAAGCCUGUGGUUUCCUGGUGGUCUGGGUGGCCAGCCCCCUCCCUCCUUCCCCUCACACCCGCUGCAGAGGCUGCCUGAGAGGCCGCAUCCCUCGCCCUCGGGCUCUGGGAAGGUGAGGAACAGUAACAGAAAUAAAGUCAAGAGCAGGUGGGAUCACUGAUCGCACAGCUGCACUAAGCUGCUUUUGCUAGCUUAGUUUUGAGCAAAACCUGGUUGUAAUAGCUGCCAAAAAUAACAUCCCUGCUGGGGCCGCUCGGGUGCCCGGUGCCGCAGCUCCCCCCAGCCGAGCUUCCAUUUUAACCCACAAGUGGCUCGGGGAGCUUUUGUUUCUCAGAGUGAUUAAUGGGAGAAACGAGGCCGGGCCGGGCCCCAUCCCGUGCUUCAUUCUCUGCAUCUCAUCCAUAUGUUGAGCAUUCCCUAAAGAAAGCCUCCAGCAGAUUUGCAGAUCCUCCCGCCCCUCUCCGAAGGCCCUUCCGCAGCACGCUCGGAGCCCGGGAUCCAUUCCUUUGUACGAAACGGGGGCGGCAGCGGGCCCCAGCAUUAAUAUCUUAGGGCAAGCGCUCGCGUUUUAAAUGGUCUGCAGUGAAACGGCUGUAGCCGUCGCCAUCAAAGGCCUCUUCAGGGCUGCUCCCGGAGCCUCCGCUCUCGCUGCCAGCAGGCUCACGUGGCCGUGCUGCUGGGCGAGCGCGAGCCGUGCUGCGGAGGCUUUGCGGGGCAUUUUGUCGGGGUUUUCAAAGGAGAGAAAUCUCUUCCCCGGGGGGUUGCGAGGUUGCGGAAGGGCUGAUUAGAGGCACUUGCAAUCUGACUGCGCAGGAGCAGAUCUCGCCGUGUCUCCAGAGCGCGGCCCCCGGGGGAAGCUCAGCGUGCUGCCGAUCCCGUCGUGAUCCUUGGGAUUUGCUUUCCACGGCGAGGAGCUCGGAUCAGAGGCUGGAGCCGGGAACCUGCCCUCCCCACUCCCUCCCGCGGCUGUAACACCGGCGAGCGGCUCCCGCUCCGCAGCCCGGCAGGGUAACGCAGCCGUGCUUCUCGCGGGGGAUGCAUUUUAAUUAGAUGUAGCCUUUGCUUCUGCAGCAGCUUUUGGAAGCGCUGAUGGAAUUAUAACGAUGUAGAGCGGGCUUAGCCGUGGCGCAGUCCCCGUUAGCGUGAUCCAAGGGGGAAGAAGGAUGGGUGAGACUGGGAAGCAGCAUCUUGGAGCCAGUGGUUGGCACAGCUGCAGCAUAUGGAGGCUGAUGAGGAUCAUCUGACGGUUCCUGGUGCUCGGUGUUUUAAUUGCUGCAACAUACCGGAGUCAAUUAAUCUUGCUUUGAAAAACCUGGAGGGGAAGGGGGGAGGGAGGGUUAUUUUAGGCCUCAGAUGACACAAAUUAGCAGGGCUUGAUGAGAAUGUAAUUUGCCUCCACGUGGUAACCCUCGGUGUGUUAUUUCACUCCUCGCGGGCAGCUCGUGCGGGGCAGCGUGGCUCCCAUCGGGUGUUUCUCCGGGCGGGUGUGACGCUGGGGUGGGGAGCGCAGCGCCGAGUGUCCCUCCCCGGGCGCAGGGGGGUUCUGCGGCUGAUGGUUUUCUCGUAGGGGGUUUCCCCCC